GACAGACAACAGCGUGCCGAGCAGCUCCGGGGUGCACUGUGCCUCCUCCCAGGGAGGUUCCUCUCCGUGCCCCCCGGCCAUCACAGCGCAGGCAGCUGAGCCCGGCUGCAUCCCGCUUGGGACGUUCACUCUGAAGCGUAAUGAGGACCUUGAGCCUUCUGGAGCAGAGCCCUGCAACCCGGGGCACCCCAUCCCUGUCCCCCCCCCAGCAGCGCAGUGCUGGGACAUAUGGCAGAGCCUGCAGUGCCUCUCCUGACACUGUCGAUGUCCGUGGGACAGCCGUGACUCCCGCUGAGGGCAGAGCUCCGGCUGCAGAUCCCAGCUUGGGAGGCUCCAGAUUUGCUGCUCCCCACGCAAGGAUGGUGGAACGCGGAGCGUGGAGCUGCUGGGGGCCACAGUGGGGCAGCAGGAGCAGCUCCAGCUCUGUGUGCACCGAGGAUGUGGCUGCCAGGUGUUGGGAGGGCACAGUGGGGACCUCCGAGGAGGAGGAGGAGGAGGAUGGCAGCGGGCAGGAUGGGGCCCCGCUCCCGUGGCAGUGCCCCUGGCAGGACAUGUCCCCAGGGCUGAUGAGGAGGGGGAGUCUGGAGUCGCUGGGAGCCAGGAUAUCCAGGCUGAGCCAGAGUGGGGCUGUGACCCCCUGCCCGGCCCCCUCCGGGCACCCAGCGCAGGGCAGGGGGGAUGCAUCCCACUGGGGCUCAAGCUCCAGGGCAAAGCCCUCAGUCACCACUGUGCAUGGUGAGGAUGGGGACGCUGGACAUCUCCGGAGACCCUCAGGCAGCUCAGCCAGCAGGAGCAGGGCCAGGGCCAUGGGACACUGCAGAUGGCAGGAGCCACCAGCACGCCGGGGGUGGCAUGGAGGGGACGUCACCCUCACUGCAGAGAAGGAAGGAGAUGGCGACGGGCGGAGGAGAGCUCUCUGCACCAAAGCAGCAGUGGGACCCACCAGGAGAUGCAGCCCCCGGGCAGAGGGGCGGCACGAGGUGUCCUGCCCAGGGCAUGCAGCCAAGCCCCGGUGGCAGCGCUGGAAGCAGAAGGCCGUCCUGUCCCAUAGGCUGGCAGCGCUGCGCCAGGCCCUGAGGAGCAGCCAGGAGGGGAUGCAGGAGCCAGGAGCUGGAGCUCAGGGCAUGCAGAGCGAUGGGGAUGGGGCCAGGGCACGUGCGUGGGAUUGUGUGGAUGUGGAGGAGGUGCAGGUGCAGAAGGGCUGCGCUGAACGCCCAGGGAAGGUGAGGAGGAAAACGUUGGAUCUCAGAGAAGAGAAGAGGGAGCUGCAGGAGAGGCUCUGUGGGUUGGAGCUCCGGAUGCGCUCCAUGCUGCGGCAGAGGCAGGAGGCCCUGGGGCAGCUGCGGGCAGUGCUGCAGAAGGAGAGGAUGGCCACACUCAGGCGGCUGCAGGAGAGCCUGGAGAAGGUGAAUGGGACCAUCUGUGUCUGUCAGAACUGUCACCCAGAGGAGCUGGCAGCCCCAGGAGCCCUGAAGGAGCCACUGACCCCAGAGAGAGCCCUGCGGGAGGCAGCGACGUGUGUGUGGGAUCCAGCCCGGCCACCAUCUCCUUCCCCUUCUACACCUGGGUUGAGCCAUGCUACAGGUGCACAGAGAAGGGGUGAGCACCUGUGCCACCGCUCAGCCUCUUCCCUGCCCCCAAGCACUGUGCCCCGCCUCCAGCAGCAACACCACACGGCGCUGGGGGUCCUGCACCACGUCCAGCGCUGCCUGCGGGAGCUGCAAGUAGAGGACCUCGGUGUGCUGGGAGCAGAGCUGGGCACCACAGCAAAUGAGGAGAGGUUCCUGAUGCCACCUCUUGACAUUCCUCCAAGCCCCAACAGGAACAAGCUCGCUGCUGCGACCAGGACUCGAGAUGAAGCAUGGAGGUGGUGAUGCAUCCCUCUACCUCCCUAUGCAUACCCAGGUCGACCAGUUGUGAAGCUGCUGAACGGGUCCCACGGAAUUUCCCAUGUAGAAGCUUCUCUUAGGUCCUGGCUGGGCUCCUUCCAAGGGCUGGGGACCGCGGGACAGCAUUUUGGGUGCGAUGGGUGAGGUCACGUGCCUCCACCAGGCUGCUGUCCAAGGUCCUGCCGGGAGAACCUGGAUUCCCAACCAGCAUCUUUGCUCCUCACACUCAUUUAGGAGCUUGGAAUGGAGAGGUCCAUGCUGCAGGGGUGGUCGCUCAGUGGGGUGGGAAUGAAGGUUUUGGGUUGGGGUGAGAUAUGGAGAAGUAGAUGGGGAGUAAGGGCUGGGGGAAAUCUCGUGCCUUCCCAGGUCUGGUUGGCUGGGCCACGCACAUCAGGAGUGCUUUGGGAUGGCUGUGGGCAGAAACACUUCAGGAAAAAAAGAAGUUUAAAAAUGAGGAAUUGUUCUACUUAGGAGCUCUCAAAUAAUUUUAAAGAGGAGAAACCUAUUUCUCAGUCUUCACACAUCUCAAUGGAGAAAAUGCUGUUUUUAAUUUGCAGGAGAAUGCCCAAGGAGAGUUUCUCUGCAUGCGAGGGGGGAAAUGAGAAUUUCAUGCAGUACUGAUUGCUGCACUUCCUUGCUGGAGGAGGCAGGGAGUGAAAAUGGAAAUCUUUGUCUGCUUUCUUCCCAAUCAAAAUAAAAAUGUUCCUCAUUAUA
This is a messenger RNA of Gallus gallus (chicken), 2603 nucleotides long. RefSeq lists its product as uncharacterized. The transcript is spliced from 9 exons. The record is from RefSeq and is a predicted model, not a curated record. The coding region runs from base 141 to 1874 and encodes 577 amino acids. NCBI's taxonomy places the organism in Eukaryota, Metazoa, Chordata, Aves, Galliformes, Phasianidae.